CUGCCUCUCCAGCUGCUUCUAAACUCCCAGAGCAAGCACCUCCUGCCGGGCCAUGUCUAGCUGCGACCGGAUCGGAGUGGCCCCUGCCAUGGACAUGCCUGAGGUCCUCAAGUCGCUGCUGGAGCAUACUCUGCCUUGGCCAGAAAAGAGGGCAGAUAAGGAAAAGGGGAAGGAAAAGCUGGAAGAGGACGAGGCGGCUGCCGCCAGCACCAUGGCUGUCUCGGCCUCCCUCAUGCCACCCAUCUGGGACAAGACUAUCCCCUACGAUGGCGAGUCUUUCCACCUGGAGUACAUGGACCUGGACGAGUUCCUGCUGGAGAAUGGCAUCCCCGCCAGCCCCACCCACCUGGCCCAGAACCUGCUGCUGCCUGUGGCUGAGCUAGAGGGGAAGGAGUCCGCCAGCUCUUCCACGGCCUCCCCGCCAUCCUCCUCCACUGCCGUCUUUCAGUCCUCUGAAACCGUAUCCAGCACAGAAUCUUCCCUGGAAAAGGAGAGGGAGACUCCCAGUCCCAUCGACCCCAACUGUGUGGAGGUCGAUGUGAACUUCAACCCAGACCCUGCCGACCUGGUCCUCUCCAGCGUGCCCGGCGGGGAGCUCUUCAACCCUCGGAAGCACAAGUUUGCAGAGGAGGAUCUGAAGCCCCAGCCCAUGAUCAAAAAGGCCAAGAAGGUCUUUGUCCCCGAUGAGCAGAAGGACGAGAAGUACUGGACGAGGCGCAAGAAGAACAAUGUGGCGGCAAAGCGGUCUCGGGAUGCCCGGCGCCUGAAGGAGAACCAGAUCACCAUCCGGGCAGCCUUCCUGGAGAAGGAGAACACAGCCCUGCGGACGGAGGUGGCCGAGCUACGCAAGGAGGUGGGCAAGUGCAAGACCAUCGUGUCCAAGUAUGAGACCAAGUACGGGCCCUUGUAACCCGCACCCCGCCCGGGCAGGGCACUGCCUGCACCUCAGACCUCUGCCUGGGGCUCCUUGGACCCCACGCACGCGUGGAGACUUAGGACUCGUCGUGGGCACGUGGUAGCGCCCUGCUCUGGGGGUGUUCACGUCUCAGCUUCAUUAUGACACGGCCAGUGCACGCACAGGGCGACUUCCCUGGGGAGGCAGUCUCCAUGUCGGAAGGGGAACGUGAGGAGAAUCUAUGUAGAUGGGAGGAUGGCCAGCCUUCCUGUCCCCCGAUAUCCCAGCUGAAUUGGAGGGGGCCCUUUGGAGUGCGAUGCUUCGCUUUCCCAGGGCC
This is a messenger RNA of Dipodomys ordii (Ord's kangaroo rat), 1232 nucleotides long. RefSeq names its product thyrotrophic embryonic factor (gene Tef). NCBI's taxonomy places the organism in Eukaryota, Metazoa, Chordata, Mammalia, Rodentia, Heteromyidae. The record is from RefSeq and is a predicted model, not a curated record. Gene Ontology annotation, cellular component: nucleus. The transcript is spliced from 4 exons. The coding region runs from base 53 to 910 and encodes 285 amino acids. Gene Ontology annotation, molecular function: DNA-binding transcription factor activity, RNA polymerase II-specific; RNA polymerase II cis-regulatory region sequence-specific DNA binding. Gene Ontology annotation, biological process: regulation of transcription by RNA polymerase II.